AUGAUCCCUAUCGCUGUAGAUGGAGCUGUCGAAGUUCCAGCUCAGAAUGUCCCCCUACAAAAUGAUCCAAGAAACCCACCAACUCCUGAUGCCGAUGGCAUUGAACAUCGGUACUUGUCCUUUGAGACGGAUAUCCCACUGAGCCCGGCUCUACCGCCUGGAGCCAAACAUGAGCUUCCUCCCUGUCCAAAUCUCCGUGACUACGACAACCCAUUCAGCUGGUCGUUGACCCGGAAGAAUCUCAUGACCUACCUUUCCUGUUCAGUCAACAUUACAGCCGCCUAUUCUGCCGGCUCUUAUGCGUCACCGACAGCACAGCUGACGGAAAAGUGGGGGAUCUCCGCCGUGGCAUACAAGACUGGCAUCACUAUCUUUACAGCCGGCUUUGGAGUUGCUCCUAUGGUGCUGGCACCGUUCUCAGAGAUCAACGGAAGGAGACCUGUCUUCAUCUUUACGGGGAUCCUGUUUGUUAUAUGUCAAAUUGGCUGUGCGGUGACCGACUCAUUUGCCGGGAUGCUGCUGGCUCGAUUCUUUCUUGGUGUUGGAGGGUCCACCUUUUCUACCAUGGUCGGUGGCAUUCUCGCCGACGUGUGGGUGACGGCUGACCGCAAUGGCCCUAUGGUCCUCUUCACGGGGGCAACCUUGUUUGGGACCGGUCUUGGCCCUCUGGUGUCCGGUUUUGUUGCACAACGCACCUCAUGGCGUUGGGUGUUCUGGAUACAGGUCAUCACCAGCGGCACCUUGGUCGGCCUGGUCACCAUAUUCUUCAAAGAAACCCGCGGCAGUAUCAUUCUCAGUCGCAAGGCAAAGUUACUGAACAAAUGGUACGAGGAACUGGAGGCUGCAGGAGCACUGGGAAUGGAAGUGGAGGGUGACCCUAUUGAUCCGGAGAAGAGCUCAAGGAGGUAUUGCCGGAUCCGAUGGAAGGUGAAGGCAGAUGAAGACAGAAUGUCGCUGAGCAGGAUGAUCGCAGUCUCCCUUUAUCGUCCCAUUCACAUGCUGUUCACCGAACCGGUGGUCUUCUGGUUCAGCCUCUGGAUUGCCUUUUCAUGGGCAGUCCUGUAUCUGCAAUUCGGGUCGAUUCCCCUCGUCUUUGAAGUCAAUCACGGCUUUAGCCUCGAACAGACCGGAGCGGUCUUUACAGCCAUGUCCAUCGGAGCCAUCAUUUCCACGGUCCUCAGCAUCUGGCAGGAGAAAUGGGCUGCCAAGCACUACCCGGUCAAGAUCAACGGCAGUCCCGAGGGGAGAUUGAUGUUCACCUGCAUCGAGUCGGCUUUCAUGCCCAUUGGCUUGUUCUGGUUCGGUUGGACAUGUUACUCUUCCAUCCACUGGAUCGUGCCGACCAUUGCGAUUGGGGUUGCGACAAUGGGCAUCUUCAGCAUCUUCCUCGGAACCUUCAACUACACGGCGGACUGCUAUCAUAUGUAUGCAAGCUCGGCUCUUGCAGCUUCGGGACUUUGUCGAAACUUGCUGGGUGGAUCGUUCCCCCUGGUGACGAAUCAGCUGUUCACAAAUCUGGGUUUCCAGGCUGCGAGCAGUCUUCUGGGCGCCAUCGGGCUCGCACUGACUCUUGUUCCGUGGGUCCUUGUCCUUUACGGACCAAAGAUCAGGGCCAGGAGCAAGAUUGCAAGUUCGUUCACGUAA
Messenger RNA from Fonsecaea erecta, 1644 nucleotides. RefSeq lists its product as hypothetical. Bases 1 to 1644 code for a protein of 547 amino acids. Lineage: Eukaryota; Fungi; Ascomycota; Eurotiomycetes; Chaetothyriales; Herpotrichiellaceae. The transcript has a single exon. The record is from RefSeq and is a predicted model, not a curated record. Gene Ontology annotation, biological process: transmembrane transport. Gene Ontology annotation, molecular function: transmembrane transporter activity.